GGGUUGGACGUCAACUCAUGCCAUAUCAUAGAAAUGGCCUGCAUUAUUACCGAUGGCAACUUAAAUAUUGCUGCAGAGGCUCCUACAUUGGUUAUCCAUCAACCUGAUAGUAUUAUGGAUAAUAUGGAUGAAUGGUGCACUGAACAUCAUGGAAAGUCUGGGUUAACCAAUGCUGUCAAAUCUUCAACGAUCUCAUUACAACAAGCGGAAAAUACCAUGUUAGAUUUUGUUCGUCAACAUACAUUACCAAAGCGCUGUCCCUUAGCUGGGAAUACCGUGUAUAUGGAUCAGAAAUUUUUAGAGAAAUAUAUGCCACAAUUUGUCGACCACCUGCAUUACAGAAUUGUUGAUGUUUCGACCAUCAAAGAACUGUGCAGGAGGUGGUAUCCGAAAGAAUUUGCCAAAGCACCUGCCAAGCCAUGCAAUCAUCGAGCCCUGGAUGAUAUUAAAGAUAGUAUUCAAGAAAUGCAAUUCUAUCGAUCCGUAAUUUUUCGUUGA
This is a messenger RNA of Trichoplax adhaerens, 498 nucleotides long. RefSeq lists its product as uncharacterized. The record is from RefSeq and is a predicted model, not a curated record. Gene Ontology annotation, cellular component: mitochondrion. The annotation marks the transcript as partial. The transcript has 5 exons. Gene Ontology annotation, molecular function: 3'-5'-RNA exonuclease activity; nucleic acid binding. Lineage: Eukaryota; Metazoa; Placozoa; Uniplacotomia; Trichoplacea; Trichoplacidae.